AUGUCUCUAAGUCGUACGGCCUCGGCCGCACUGCCUUUCGUGAUAGGGAUUCUGGCAGGCGCUGCGCUGUUGACAAUUCAGCAGAUCAUGACGGGAGGGAACAUUUCGUUCCCCAACGUCUCUUCGUCUCUCUUUGCUUUUAUGAAUUCAGCCAACCAAUCCGUCUCGCAACACGUGGGCAAUCCUGAUUGGCUGGCCUCUUCUGCUUCGAUCGGCGCUGCUACUGACGAGAUUCGUUACAACACGGACGCAGAACCUGUAGAAAGCAAGCUCAACGUGCAUCUGGUAGCACAUUCGCAUGAUGACUUGGGAUGGACGAGCACCAUUGACAAGUACUACGUUUCAUCAGUACAGUACAUUAUCGAGACUGUCAUCGACCAACUCGAGGCAAACCCUGACCGCAAAUUCAUCCAGGUGGAGCAGGCCUUCUUUUAUCGAUGGUGGCAGCAACAGAAAGAGGACAUGCGCAAGAGAGUGCAUGCUCUGGUUGCGUCAGGUCAACUCGAAUUCGUCAACGGAGGGUGGGUGAUGCACGACGAGGCCACCACACACUACACCGACAUGGUCCACCAGAUGUCGCUGGGGCUGCGCUUCCUCCGCUCCGAGUUCAACGUCACGCCGCGCGUUGCAUGGCAAAUUGACCCGUUCGGCCACUCGGCAACCCAAGCCAGUCUCAUCACUGCACAGGCUGGGUUUGAUGGGAUAUUUUUCUCGCGGGCAGACUACCAAGACAUGGCCAAUCGGCAACAAGAAAAGAAGGAAGAGUUUGUGUGGCGUGCGUCUAAAACAUUUGGGAAAUCGGCCCAGGUGUUUGGUGGGCACCUCUACUGGAUGUAUGAUCCCCCCCCUGGCCUUGAUUGUGAGGACAUAAAUUUCCCACCUUUUGUCCAGGAUGAUCCGCAAUCAGGGGAGUCAAACGUCCGGAAGCUUGUCGACCUGUUCGUUCAGCGAGCUUGGGAGCAGGCGAAGGUGACACGGUCGAACCACGUGAUGUUCACCAUGGGGAAGGACUUUGCCUACUCCAACGCCAUCAUGUGGUUCAAGAACAUGGACAAGCUCAUUCACUACGUCAACCUGGACGGUCGGGUCAACGCCCUCUACUCCACGCCUUCAAUCUAUCUGGACGCCAAGCAGCAAGCUGAGGAGACCUGGCCGGUCAAGACUGGCGACUUCUUCCCCUACGCUGACGCACCGCACGCCUACUGGACCGGCUUCUACUCCUCCCGCCCAGCCUUCAAGCGCUACGUGCGCUCCUGCAGCACACUGCUGCUGGCAGCAAGCAUUCUCGAAGCAGCAGUGGGGCGAGAGUCCCUGCAAGCAUGGGGAGGCGACACUGACGGGAUGAACCUUGUGGGCUCUGGCGCUGGCCGAAUGAUGGUCAUGAGUUUCCAUCCCUCGGAGGCGCCUAGUGUGGCAACUGGAGAGGGUGGGAGUGGCGGCGGUGACAGCAAUGCUGGUGCAGGAUACGGGUCUGCUGCUGCUACUGGUGCCGGUGGUGGUGGUGGUGGGGAUAGUAAUGGUGGUGUUACUGGUGCUGGGAGUCGGGAGGCUCAGGCCGCGUCGACAGCAUUGCUGGGGGAGGCAGUGGCAGUGGUACAGCACCACGAUGCCAUCACAGGCACGGCCCAGCAGCACGUGAAUGACGACUACACACUCCGCCUGCACCGAGCAGCACAGGAGGCCUCCACUGUUCUCACCAGCGCUCUGGCAUACCUCAUUCUGCACCCGCCGCCUCCUCUUCCUCCCUCGCCUCCCACCGGCACCAACUCCUCUGCACCAGGGCUCAUUGCAGGAGGAAGGUAUCAACAGGGGGAGGCGGCUGCAGGAGAAGCCGAAGCUGCUGCUCGAGACGUGCCCUCUGCUGAACAUCUCCUUCUGCCCUCCAUCGCACAUGCCCCCCUCCCCUCCAUUCUUCCUUUCUUCCCCCUCCUUCCGCUCUCCCUUACUCCCCUCUCCUGCCGCUCUCCCUUUCUCCCCCCUCCUGCCGCUCUCCCCUUCUCCCCACCACUCUUCCCUCUCCCUCCUGUCGCCCUACCCACCACCCCCUGCCAUCAGGUCUCCGCUCCCUCGGUCAUUGUCACAGACUCAACACACCAGCCCAUCCCAUCACAGCUCAUCCCAGAGCUCCUCCCUCGUCCAGUCAUCCGCGCGUUCUACGCAGCAGCACAUGCAGGCGCCAGUGUGCCUCCAGUGGAGCAGCAGCAGGGGGUGAUGUCAGUGGUGUUCCGUGCUGAGGUGCCUCCUUUGGGCUACUCCACAUUCUUCCUCACUGCAGCCCAGCCAGGAGCUGUGGGGGCAGCAGUGAGCAGCAGUGACUGGAUCUUGGGACCAAAGAAGCAGAGGGGACGGAACACGAGGAGCAAGAAGGGGAAGAAGAAAAAGAAGAAGGCAAAGAAGGAUGACUAUGAGGAGGGAGCGGAAGGAGGGGAGGGAGGGGAGGAAGGGGAGGCAGAAGAGGAAGGGUAUGAGGAGGGGCAGGAGGAAGGGGUUGAGGCAAAAGGGGAGGAGGGCUAUGCUGGAGGGGAGGAAGGAGGGGAGGCGGGGGAGGGAGAGGAGGAGGAGGAGGAGGUGGGUGAUGGUGUGGGUCAGGAGGAUGAGAUAGUUCUUGGGGGGGUGGUGGCUGGUCGGCCGGCAGCGCGUGUCUAUUUCUCCAAGGCUGCUCGUGGAAUGACACGUGCUGAGCUCAUCAAGCCGAAUGGCAAGGCCUUUGCCACGCUAGCAGCAGCCAACAUCAGCAGCGAAAUGCUCUUUUACUCAUCUGCAGAGUCAGGAGCAUACAUCUUCAAGCCCACAGCAGACGGUGCGCUGCCGUUCCGCAGGAAGCAGAGGGUGCCGAUCCGCGUGCUGCGAGGGCCCAUCGUGGAGGAGUUUCACCGCCAGGUGGCGCGUGACGUGUCCGAGGUGUAUCGAGUUUACCCGGGGGAGAAUUACGCCGAGCUUGGCUACUCCAUAGGCCCCCUCGUUGAGGAUGGGUCCCUGGGGAAAGAGGUCGUUGCCUCUUUCUCCUCUUCCAUUCAGAGCGGCGAUAUCUUUCACACGGACUCCAACGGCCGUGACUACCUCAAACGAGUUCGUGACUCUCGCCCUGACUGGACCCUCACAGUCAAGGAGCCCAUAGCAGGGAACUUCUACCCCGUGACGGUGGGCGCGUUCAUCGGGGAUGGCGAGGCACAGCUGUCGCUGCUGGUGGACCGAGCAGCCGGUGCUGCCAGCCUGGCAGCCGGACAGCUCGAAGUCAUGCUGCACCGCCGCUUGGAUACGGUGGACAACAAGGGAGUUGGAGAGCCGUUAAACGAAGAUGUCUGUGUGGAGGAUAAAUGCUACCACCUUGUCGUGGUGGGAUCACUCCGCUUCGCAGUGCUGCCAGACACACGGGCACGGCCAGGCACACCCCCACAGCAGGCAUCAGGCGGGGCAGCAGCAGGGGCCUUCUGGCGGAGAGAUCACUCCCAGAGGAUGCUGUCCCCGCUGCAGCUCGCUUUUGCUGUCGAGGGCAGCGUAUGCAGUGGGAGGGAGGUGAGGGCGGAGGGUUCACACUCACUUACUGCUGUGUCCACCUCCUCUGCCUGUUGCUCUCCUCCACACUCCCUCCUCAUGCGCUUCUUCUCUCUUCUCAAUUUCCUUCAGCGCUCAGCAGGAGGUGGCAAGGGCAGGGACACGUGGCAGCACCAGAGGGAAGGCGGCAGCACCCUCAGCUAG
Molecule: messenger RNA, 3699 nt
Organism: Closterium sp. Naga37s-1
Lineage: Eukaryota; Viridiplantae; Streptophyta; Zygnematophyceae; Desmidiales; Closteriaceae
Source: the annotation of a GenBank genome assembly